This is a messenger RNA of Hibiscus syriacus, 339 nucleotides long. RefSeq lists its product as uncharacterized. Bases 1 to 339 code for a protein of 112 amino acids. The transcript has a single exon. The record is from RefSeq and is a predicted model, not a curated record. NCBI's taxonomy places the organism in Eukaryota, Viridiplantae, Streptophyta, Magnoliopsida, Malvales, Malvaceae.
AUGUUGAUUAAGGAUCGGUUGAAGACUAUUUUUGAUACGCAAAAGUCGUUUGUCGAUUUAAAGCAUCGAGAGGUUGAGUACGUUGUCGAUGACUUGGUGUUUCUUAAGGUUUCUCCUUGGAAGAAGGCAUUACAUUUUGGGUGUAAGGGUAAGCUUAGUCCGAGGUUUAUAGGACAGUUUGAGGUAUUAGAGCAUGUUGGGUUAGUUAUGUAUCGUUUGAGGUUGACGCCUGAGCUCGAGCAUUUUUACAACGUGUUUUAUGUGUCGAUGUUGUGUAGAUAUAGGUCAAAUAAUUCUCAUGUCGUUUCUGCUAAUGAGGUUGAUCUUUCUUACGAGUAA